AUGCCCGAAGCCGUCGGGACGGACCCGAGUACCUCACGCAAGAUGGCGGAGCUGGAGGAGGUGACUCUGGACGGGAAGCCUCUUCAGGCUCUGCGGGUGACCGACCUGAAGGCCGCACUGGAGCAGCGAGGCCUAGCCAAGAGCGGGCAGAAGAGUGCCCUGGUCAAGCGGCUCAAAGGGGCUCUAAUGCUAGAAAAUUUACAGAGACACUCCACACCCCACGCUGCGUUCCAGCCAAACUCGCAGAUUGGGGAGGAAAUGAGCCAGAACAGCUUCAUAAAGCAGUACCUGGAGAAGCAGCAGGAGCUCCUGAGGCAGCGGCUGGAACGGGAAGCCCGGGAGGCUGCAGAACUUGAAGAAGCUUCAGCUGAGUCGGAGGACGAGAUGAUCCAUCCUGAGGGAGUGGCUUCCCCGCUGCCUCCUGACUUUCAGAGCAGCCUGGAGACACCAGAGCUGGAGCUCAGCAGACAUUCGCCCAGAAAGAGCUCCUCUUUUUCUGAAGAAAAAGGUGAAUCUGAUGAUGAGAAACCGAAGAAAGGAGAAAGACGAUCAUCCAGGGUUAGACAGGCCAGAGCAGCUAAACUCUCUGAGUACGGCCAGGCUGCUGAGGAGGAAGAGGAUCAAGGAACACCAUCUAGAAACCUGAGGGUCAGAGCAGAUCGAAAUUUAAAAAUGGAGGAGGAGGAAGAAGAGGAAGAGGAAGAUGAUGAAGAAGAGGAGGAGGUAGAUGAGGGACAGAAAUCUAGAGAGGCAGAGGCACCAAUUCUGAAACAGUUUGAGGAUGAAGAUGGGGAAGAGAUGAGCAGAGCGAAACCAGAGAAGGCGGUGCAUGAGAAGCCCCAGGCCAUAAGAGCCCAGGGAGAGGACGAGUUAGAGACAGGAGGGCGAGUCACAAGAUCCCAGGAAGAAGCUAGGAGAAGUCAUCUGGCCAGACAGCAACAAGAGAGAGAGACACAAAUAGUUUGUCUCCUUCAGGAAGAAAAUGAGGUAAAAUCUUUACAAGGCUUGGAGGACAAACCCCAGUCUCCUUCCCCACCUCCGCUCCCUGAAGACCUAGAGAAGGCCCCCGUUGUGCAGCUGCCGCAACAGCUAGUCAGCGAAGAGGAAACUCCCCCACCCCUACUGACCAAGGAAGCGUCUUCUCCACCAGCUCAUGUACAGCUGCAGGAUGAGGAGGAAGUAGAGCCAGUGGAAGGCCCAGCGCCCCCUGUCCUCAUUCAGUUAUCUCCUCCUGAUUCAGAUGCUGGAACCCAGGAGCCCAUAGCGUCUCCACAUACUGUCCAGUUGGUAAGAGGCCUGUCUCCUCUGUCAAGUACUACAGACACCAAAGCAGAGCCUCCAGCAGAGAGAGCGUCGGAUGAAAGUGUUUUGCCUCUGCCUCAGAAAAGUAUGCUCCCUGAAUGCUCAGCUCAGAAGGGACUAGAAGCCGAGCCCGAGAAGUCUGCUCAGCCCCUUCCUCUAACAGUAGAGGAAUUAGCAGCCGCCAAAGGGAUCCCUGAGGAGCCUGUGAAACAGCAGUCUUUGGAACAGGAGGGCAGAAGAGCGUCCCACGCUCCUUUCCCAGACCACGGUUUGACGCAGUCACCUGACUCGGCCUCUAGCCGGUCUUCUUCACCUUCCUCCUCCAGCUCAAGAUCCAGAUCUCGCUCUCCUGACAGCUCCACCUCCCGCCCACAGUCCUCUCCAAGAUCUGAACAGAGAGCUGUGUCCCAAGCACGAGUUCAUGCCAACCCUCAUGGCAGACCCAAGAUGAGCUCCAGGUCUCGGUCCCGGUCCCGGUCUGCAUCAAGCAGCAGCCGAAAAUCUCUGAGCCCCGGAGUCUCCAGAGACAGCAACACCAGCUACACUGAAACCAAAGAUCCCUCUUGUGGUCAGGAGGCUGCAGCUCCAUCAGUGCCACAGGAGAAGAGUCCCAUGUCCCCAGCCUCUGUCCGGGAGAGGCGUCUGAGCCAGCUGUUACAGCCAGAGCAGCAGGGGGGGAGCCCAAAGAAGUGUGAAGCUGAAGAGGCAGAGCCGCCAGCUGCCGCACAGCCGCCAACCUCAGAAACUCAGACCUCUCGUGUACCAGAACCAGAAAGGACUCCUCACACUGUUGAGGAGAAGGAGGAAGUGACCAUGGACACAGGUGAAAACAGACCUGAAAAUGAGGUUCCAGAGCCUCCUGUGCCUAUUGCAGACCAAGUCAGCAGUGAUGACCGCCCAGAGGGCAGUGCUGAAGAAGAGGAGAAGAAAGAGAGUUCGAUGCCCAAAUCAUUCAAGAGGAAAAUCUCCGUUGUCUCAGCUACCAAGGGGGUACAAGCUGGAAACAGUGACACAGAGGGGGGCCAGCCUGGUCGAAAACGCCGUUGGGGAGCCAGCACAGCCACCACACAGAAGAAACCUUCCAUCAGUAUCACCACCGAGUCACUCAAGAGCCUCAUCCCCGACAUCAAACCCCUGGCGGGGCAGGAGGCUGUUGUGGAUCUUCAUGCUGAUGACUCCCGAAUCUCUGAGGAUGAGACAGAACGUAAUGGCGACGAUGGGACCCACGACAAAGGACUGAAAAUAUGUCGGACAGUCACUCAGGUAGUGCCCGCAGAGGGCCAGGAAAAUGGGCAGAGGGAAGAAGAAGAAGAAAAGGAGCCAGAAGCAGAGCCCCCUGUACCUCCCCAGGUGUCAGUAGAGGUGGCCUUGCCCCCACCUGUGGAACAUGAAGUAAAGAAAGUAACAGUAGGAGAUACCUUAACCCGAAGGUCCAUUAGCCAACAGAAGUCUGGAGUUUCCAUUACAAUUGAUGACCCAGUCCGAACUGCCCAGGUGCCCUCCCCUCCCAGGGGCAAGAUCAGUAAUAUUGUCCAUAUCUCCAACUUGGUUCGUCCCUUCACUUUAGGCCAACUGAAGGAAUUAUUGGGUCGUACAGGAACUUUGGUGGAAGAGGCCUUCUGGAUUGACAAGAUCAAAUCUCAUUGUUUUGUGACGUACUCAACAGUCGAGGAAGCUGUGGCCACCCGGACAGCACUGCAUGGCGUCAAGUGGCCCCAGUCCAACCCCAAAUUCCUUUGUGCUGACUAUGCUGAGCAAGAUGAGCUGGACUACCACCGGGGGCUCUUGGUGGAUCGGCCUUCUGAAGCUAAGUCAGAGGAACAGGGGGCACCAAGGCCCUUGCAUCCCCCACCCCCACCCCCAGUUCAGCCACCACCCCACCCCCGGGCUGAGCAGCGGGAGCAGGAGCGGGCUGUGCGAGAGCAGUGGGCAGAACGGGAGCGGGAAAUGGAGCGACGGGAGAGGACCCGAUCUGAGCGAGAGUGGGAUCGGGACAAAGUUCGAGAGGGGCCCCGUUCCCGAUCACGGUCCCGUGACCGCCGCCGCAAAGAGCGAGCAAAGUCUAAAGAGAAGAAGAAUGAAAAGAAAGAAAAGGCCCAGGAGGAGCCACCUGCCAAGUUGUUGGAUGACCUCUUCCGGAAGACUAAGGCAGCUCCCUGCAUCUAUUGGCUCCCACUGACUGAGAGCCAGAUUGUUCAGAAGGAGGCGGAACAGGCUGAGCGGGCUAAGGAGCGGGAGAAGCGGCGAAAGGAGCGAGAGGAAGAAGAGCAGAAGGAGCGAGAGAAGGAGGCUGAGCGCGAACGGAACCGACAGCUAGAACGGGAGAAGCGCAGGGAGCACAGUAGGGAGAGAGAGAGGGACAGGGACAGGGAGAGGGACAGGGGCGACCGAGAUCGCGAUAGGGAACGAGACCGAGACAGAGGCAGGGAGAGGGAUCGCAGAGACACCAAGCGCCACAGCAGAAGCCGGAGUCGCAGCACACCUGUACGGGACCGGGGCGGGCGCCGCUAGCUGGGAGAGCUGUGGGAAGCCGCCACUGCCCUGGGAGGCUGAUGGCUGCAGAGGGAUAGGCACAAUCACCACCACCACCCUGGAACCAAGGGUCUCACACCGUCGCUCAGUGCUGAACCAUAACUGCCACUCAUCCCCACACACCAAAUGGAGCAGUGGCAAUCUCUCCCUGUCCCCAAACCUAACUCCUCUUUCUUCCAUUAAGUCUGAGAGGGAAGAGCUAGGCUACGGAGGGAG
This is a messenger RNA of Acomys russatus (golden spiny mouse), 4050 nucleotides long. It is a transcript of the gene Acin1, whose product is annotated as apoptotic chromatin condensation inducer 1. The coding region runs from base 1 to 3813 and encodes 1270 amino acids. The record is from RefSeq and is a predicted model, not a curated record. The transcript has 19 exons. Lineage: Eukaryota; Metazoa; Chordata; Mammalia; Rodentia; Muridae. Gene Ontology annotation, molecular function: nucleic acid binding.